This is a messenger RNA of Schistocerca nitens (vagrant locust), 2777 nucleotides long. RefSeq lists its product as uncharacterized. The transcript has 2 exons. The coding region runs from base 55 to 2490 and encodes 811 amino acids. The record is from RefSeq and is a predicted model, not a curated record. NCBI's taxonomy places the organism in Eukaryota, Metazoa, Arthropoda, Insecta, Orthoptera, Acrididae.
CGCAGCCAGACGCUGCUUUGCCGCCCGUGCUGUGCUUUGCUGAGCUGCGGAGGCAUGGUGGGCUCCCUGGCGGCGCUCCUCCUGCUGGCGGCUUUCAGCCGACCGGCGAUCGCGUAUCCUGAGCCGCACCUGCACUUACUGUUUGGAGGCGACGCCUACGAACAACCCUCAGUUCGGCCAGCGCGAGGCCUGCUGGGUGGCAUCAUCAACGCUGCCUCUGGCGGCAUCCUCAAACCAUUCGUCGCGCCGCUAGGCGGCAGUGGCUCCAGCGCCUCGAGCAACAGCUACAGCACCGGCGUCACUCUACCCUUCGGAAUAUCAGCGGGAUUCUCCGGAUCGGCAUCUAAUGCCAACUCUGGUGCUGGCUUCCCAUUCGGCGGUGGUGGCGGCGGCGGCAGCUCCGCUGCUUCAGCAAGCUCCAGUGCCUCCUCAGGAAGUGGUGGCGGCGGAUAUGGAGGCGCUUCUUCCGGAGCAGCAAGUAAUGCGCAGGCCAACUCUUACGGGAACGGCUACGGUGGACCCGUUCCUAACUACGGAGGUUCAUCGUCGGGUGCCUCGAGCGACGCCCAGAGCUCAGCUGGCAGUGGCGGUGGAGGCGCGUCUUCUGGUGCAUCAAGCAAUGCUCAGAGCUCUGCUAACUCAUAUGGUAGUGGAUACGCCGCCCUUCCUCCAAAUGCUGGCGGGGCGUCUUCUGGAGCGUCGAGUAAUGCACAGAGCUCUGCUAAUUCAUACGGUAAUCAUGGCUUGCGCAGAUCUCCAUAUAUUGCAUCAGUAGGGGAAUUUCAAGGACCUCCUCUACCACCUCCAGGACCCAGAGGACCUCCACCACCCCCACCAUUUGCGGGCCCUCCAGGACCUCCACAUUUUGAAGGCCCUCCACCAUUUGAAGGUCCUCCACCUAGACCGCAUGGGCCACCAUAUGGACACGCUCAUGGUUUCCACAAGAAGCAUGAAGGAGGGUUCUAUAGACCUGAAGCAAACUUCAUUGAAGGUGGCGUGUAUGGUGGUGGAGGUGGCCGAAGAGAGGGUACAGGUGGAGGUACCACUCAUAUAGUGCUUGUUCCUGUGGAAGUCACUGACGGAGGUGGUAGUGCAUUUGGAGGUGGUGGAUCAUCCAGCAAUUCCCAAUCACAAGCAAAUGCUGCUGGUGGAUAUAGCCAAGGAGGAGGUGGUGGUGGUGGUGGUGGUGGUGGAUGUCAAAGGGGAUGUGGAGGCCCCAUAGCGGUUCAAGGAGGUGUCCCAGCAUACUCUCAAGGUAACUAUGGCGUUGGGGGAUAUGGUGGAAGUGGAAGCAGUUCUACAAGUCAGAGCCAGAGUUCAUCCCAAGCUGCUAGUGGUUCAACAGGGCAAAGUGGAACUGUGGCUGGCUAUGCACCAAGUGGUGGACUAGGACUGAGUAGCCAAGGUGCUUCUCAAGGUGGAAGUGGAUCCUAUUGGCAGGGAGCACAGUAUGGAGGAGGAUAUGGACAAGGUGGAGCAGGAGGAAAUUACAACAGCGGUGCAGGAUAUGUUGGUAGUGGUGGUGGUGGUGGUGGUGGUGGUGGUGGUGGUGGUAGUAUUGGUGGAGGUCUCAGUUCUGUUGGCAGUGGGGCAACAUCAGGUAGCCAGAGCUCAUCCCAAGCUGGAAGCAGUUCUGUUGGUACUCAGUUAGGUGGUGAGUAUGGCCAGGGUAGUGUAGGAGGUGGAUUUAACAAUGGAGGAGGCCUCAGUGGUGGCGGAUAUGGAGGAAGUGCUGGACAUGGAGGCAGUGGUUCAAGUGGUGGAGGGUAUGGAGUCCAAGGAGGCGGUUUGAAUUAUGGUGGAGGAUAUGGAGGACCUGGAGGUGGUGUCAGCGGUUCUUCCUCUGGAAGCAAAGCAUCAAGCAACGCUGGUAGUCAAGCUGGCACUGGUGGCUUCAGCAGUGGAGGCGAGUUUGGAGGUGGAGGCCUAGGCACUGCUGGAUCUGGUGGACUAGUCGGAAGUGGAGGAGGCUACAAUGGUUACAACCAAGGUGGAGGCUAUGGAGCUGUUGGAGGUGGCUCUUCCUCUGGUAGUAAGGCAUCGAGUAACGCUGCCAGCCAGAGUGGCAGCGGUGGUUUCAGUGGUGGAGGUGGUCUUCCAGCAGGUGGAGGAGGAUAUGGUGGUGUUGGAUCAACUUCUGGAGGUGGUGCUGGUGGUGGAGGCGCACUUAUGCCCCUCGAUCUAGCUGUCCAGGAGGUCUUUGGAGGUGGAGGUGGAGGUGGAGGUGGAGGUUCAUCCAGUGGGGCCCACAGUCAGUCGUCGUCUAGUUCCACGUCAGGAAGUGACGGUUUUGGAGGCAGCGGCUCUUCAAGUCAGAGCCAGUCGUCGUCUGGAUCCAGUUCUCUUGGUGGGGGCCAUGGAGGUAGCAGAAGCUCUAGCAAGUCGUCAUCGUCUAGUUCAGCUGGAGGCGGUCCUGGAGGCUCCUAUUCCAGCUCUAAGAGCGAAGCCAGCUCUUCGGCUGGUAGCGAUUCUUUCGUUUUUGCCAAGUGAAGAACAACUUUUUAAGUGCCUGAAUUUGAUAAAAGGAUCACCUGUCAGUGGUCAGCUAAUUUUCGUUCCCUAUAAUCAGUCAAUCGACGACGAAGGUGGGAAUUCUUCCGACCUCACCUACUGAUGCCUAUUCGUUAGUGAUUGACUGUUGUGUGAAAAUAUUUCUGACAAAUCAUAAAAUGCAACAACCUUCAUAAAGCGUACUAUCAACUCGGGCUAAAGGCACAGUGUCGUAAAUAAUUAUUGCUGUUCAAAAAGGAGUCUGCAUUAAAAGUGAUUUACACAUA